Molecule: messenger RNA, 2140 nt
Organism: Neomonachus schauinslandi (Hawaiian monk seal)
Lineage: Eukaryota; Metazoa; Chordata; Mammalia; Carnivora; Phocidae
Gene: KCNQ4
Product: potassium voltage-gated channel subfamily Q member 4
Exons: 14
Biological process (GO): transmembrane transport; potassium ion transport
Cellular component (GO): membrane
Molecular function (GO): voltage-gated potassium channel activity
Source: RefSeq, a predicted model, not a curated record
CUCGGCCUCCUGGGCAGCCCCCUACCGCCGGGCGCGCCCCUCCCUGGGCCGGGCUCGGGCUCGGGCUCCGCCUGCGGCCAGCGCUCCUCGGCCGCGCACAAGCGCUACCGCCGCCUGCAGAACUGGGUCUACAACGUGCUGGAGCGACCCCGCGGCUGGGCCUUCGUCUACCACGUCUUCAUAUUUUUGCUGGUCUUCAGCUGCCUGGUGCUGUCUGUGCUGUCCACUAUUCAGGAGCACCAGGAACUUGCCAACGAAUGUCUCCUCAUCUUGGAAUUCGUGAUGAUCGUGGUGUUUGGCCUGGAGUACAUCAUCCGCGUCUGGUCCGCUGGAUGCUGCUGCCGCUACCGAGGAUGGCAGGGCCGCUUCCGCUUUGCCAGAAAACCUUUCUGUGUCAUCGACUUCAUCGUGUUCGUGGCCUCGGUGGCUGUCAUCGCUGCGGGCACGCAGGGCAACAUCUUCGCCACGUCUGCGCUGCGCAGCAUGCGCUUCCUGCAGAUCCUGCGCAUGGUGCGCAUGGACCGCCGCGGUGGCACCUGGAAGCUGCUGGGCUCGGUGGUCUACGCGCACAGCAAGGAGCUGAUCACCGCCUGGUACAUCGGGUUCCUGGUGCUCAUCUUCGCCUCCUUCCUGGUCUAUCUGGCCGAGAAGGACGCCAACUCCGACUUCUCCUCCUACGCGGACUCGCUCUGGUGGGGGACGAUCACUCUGACGACCAUUGGCUACGGUGACAAGACACCCCACACAUGGCUAGGCCGGGUCCUGGCUGCUGGCUUCGCCUUACUAGGCAUCUCCUUCUUUGCCUUGCCUGCUGGCAUCCUUGGCUCUGGCUUUGCCCUGAAGGUGCAGGAACAGCACCGUCAGAAGCACUUCGAGAAGAGGAGGAUGCCUGCAGCCAACCUCAUCCAGGCUGCAUGGCGUCUGUACUCCACCGACACAAGCCGGGCCUACCUGACGGCCACCUGGUACUACUAUGACAGUAUCCUCCCGUCCUUCAGAGAGCUGGCCCUCUUGUUUGAGCACGUGCAACGGGCCCGAAAUGGGGGCCUGCGGCCCCUGGAGGUGCGGCGGGCGCCGGUACCUGAUGGAGCGCCCUCCCGUUACCCGCCCGUUGCCACCUGCCAGCGGCCGGGCAGCGCCUCCUUCUGCCCUGGGGAAAGCAGCCGGAUGGGCAUCAAGGACCGCAUCCGCAUGGGCAGCUCUCAGCGACGGACAGGCCCCUCCAAGCAGCACCUGGCCCCUCCGCCGAUGCCCACCUCCCCAAGCAGCGAGCAGGUGGGCGAGGCCGCCAGCCCCACCAAGGUGCAGAAAAGCUGGAGCUUCAACGAUCGCACCCGCUUCCGGGCCUCCCUGAGACUCAAACCCCGCACCUCUGCUGAGGAGGGCCCCUCGGAGGAAGUGGCAGAAGAGAAGAGCUACCAGUGUGAGCUCACUGUGGAUGACGUCAUGCCUGCUGUGAAGACGGUCAUCCGCUCCGUCAGGAUCCUGAAAUUCCUGGUGGCCAAAAGGAAAUUCAAGGAGACACUGCGACCAUACGACGUGAAGGACGUCAUCGAGCAGUACUCGGCGGGGCACCUGGACAUGCUGGGCCGGAUCAAGAGCCUGCAGGCUCGGGUGGACCAGAUUGUGGGCCGGGGGUCCGGGGACCGGAAGGCCCGAGAGAAGGGAGACAAGGGACCCUCCGACACGGAGGCGGUGGAUGAGAUCAGUAUGAUGGGACGCGUGGUCAAGGUGGAGAAGCAGGUGCAGUCCAUCGAGCACAAGCUGGACCUGCUGUUGGGCUUCUACUCGCGCUGCCUGCGCUCCGGCACCUCGGCCAGCCUGGGCACCGUGCAAGUGCCGCUCUUCGACCCCGACAUCACCUCCGACUACCACAGUCCUGUGGACCACGAGGACAUCUCCGUCUCCGCACAGACGCUCAGCAUCUCCCGCUCUGUCAGCACCAACAUGGACUGAGGGGCUUCUCAGGGGCGGGGCAGCACACGGCCAGCCCCUGGGCCUGGCGCUCGGACCCGCCGCCUGAGGCCUCCGGACUCCUCUCUUACUUGAACUUGCUCCCUUGCGGGGAGAGAGGCCACAUGCAGUAUUGAGCUGUCUGGAUGGGCGAGAUACCCGCCGUGGGGGUGCCAGCGACCCGCCC